AUGCUUUUCAAGUUCCUUGGUAAUAGUGAUGCUCCUGAUUGGGUCCUUUCUGAGAUGAAUACCCUCUCACUUGUAUCUUCUGUUCGUAUAAAAUUUAUUCUUCUCCAAGUCUACAACAUUAUUAUUGGCGCACAAGUUAAUCAUGACAAUAUCAACAUGCACCUUCAAGAUGCUAAAUUAUCUGAUGGCCAGAAGAGAUCAUUGCUUGCUCUUCUCUCUUAUAUUGUUGAAAAUGCCGUCAGAUUCGAUGUCGAACCAGAAGAUCUUGCUCAGGAAUUGACACAGCUCGGUGCCCCACACUCACACGCUAGCACAAUCAAUCGUUUUUAUAAAGAAUAUCGUCGUAAUUUAAGAAAAUCAUUCAAACAAAACUUCAUUCAGUUUUCACAUCCAGAUUUGAUCGAACACCGUGCUGAUAUUAUAUUGAAGAGCAAAAAUGGAAAUCCAGAACCACAUUCUGUGCUCAAUGUAAGAUUCCAUCCAAAUAAUAAUAGGCCAUUCACUGUUACAAUGACAAAAGAGCAAGUUAAUGAUUUAGCUUGCGAGCUUAGAACAGCCAUUAGCUUAUUACGUGUUAACAAGUAA
This is a messenger RNA of Trichomonas vaginalis G3, 585 nucleotides long. Its product is annotated as transcription, DNA-templated. The coding region runs from base 1 to 585 and encodes 194 amino acids. The transcript has a single exon. Lineage: Eukaryota; Parabasalia; Trichomonadida; Trichomonadidae. The record is from RefSeq and is a predicted model, not a curated record.